GGUUUAUUCGCCUGGAACGCGGGCUCAUUGCGGGAUCUACACGUGCCGUCGCCACACGUGUUGAUGUGUCGUGUGUGCCUGCCUUUAUAGUAGGUCGGAUGUGUAAAACAGACUAACAGUUACUGCUCGCCAAGUGGACAUAUUAGUAAAAAUGUCGAGAUUGGCGAUGACUCCAGCGAGAACGAAAAACGAAGUCUAAAUUAAUGUUACGUCACAGGAACUGAUAAAAAAAUAACGUCACAGAUAAUAUGAGAGAAUUGGGCGCGAAGAUGCGAGCGUCGGAGUUGCAGCGUCUCAUUGAAAACAAAGUGUCCGAGUGGCGCGAAAGGUCGGCGAGGGUCGCGGGCGCCAGUAUGGCCGAGUCUUAUCAGCAGCCGCACUUCAAACGACACACCAACAGGCGCAGGAACAACGCUGAAAUAAAUAGAAUUAUCGCAAAAUACUCCAAGAGCCAUAAGAGGGCGGACGAACGACUCGCGGUGGACGAGCGCCUACCUCCUGUUCGUCCUGUGAGAUAUAAAAACAAGUCGAACGUAUUGAAAACGUCGAGGAGUGAAGAUAAUUUGACUAAUAUACGUGUCAUGGACUCACACCCGGGCGCAGCAUCUAACGAGACGCGAAGCUUCGAUCUGUCAAAAUACAGCACUAAAAGUUGUGAGGACAUAACCGCGUUCGUUGACUUUGGACACACUAUGAAGAGCAAGAAUUUCGAGGAGAACAGUAUUUUAAACUCCAAGACGGUCCCAACGAGACAUACCCUUCAUAGUAUAGACGAAGACGUGUCGGAUAUAUCAGAGUUUAGUGAUAGUGGUGUGAGUGUCAGGUACAAAUCUAAGUUCGCUACAUCGACACCUCUAUCCAAUAGGAAAACGUGUCCGCCUGACUCCGUGUCAGUGAUAGAAUUCCAAAAGUGCUCUAAUUUCCCAUCUGUGAGUGAAUUAAGGAAAGGUUCUUCCGACCCGGACAUUGUUAGCGAAAAAUCUAUAAAUUCAAGUUGUACUUUAGAUUCUCGUAAACGCUGGAAGUUGCCUAAGCCUCAGUUUCGCAAAGGGACAUUUGAUUGUUUACUUCGCUGGCGUGGAAAGAAACCGACAUCCAAUCAAAGUAGAGUGCAGGAAGUCGAUGACAGUUUCUUUGAGAAAUUCGGUUCGAUACUAAAGCAGGCUUCACAAAAGGCGGCUCUAGAGGAAUCCACACCUUUGGCUCCGUUGAAGGAGGUGGAAGAGCAGGAUGGUGAACAGAAAGCUGUCACAGAUGUCAGCGAGAGCAGAAGUGUCACACGAGAUUCAGACAGCGGCAAUGAAACUUUACUAGACACAGACUCGGAACAUGAGGAUUCUGAGAAGUUGGAUUAUUACGUCGAAGCUGUUGGUUGGAAUGUGGAUGAAUUGUAUUUGGAAAUAUUAUACGAAAUACUUCACAAUGUCGGCGGAUGUGACGUAGGUUGCGAGGUUGGCGCACAGGCUAUGCUAUCAUAUGUUCAAGAGGCUUUCAAGAUAUCUAAUGAGAAACAUAUGGAGUUACUCACACAGGCUGAGGCAAAAGAGCCGCCGGAAUUGAUGCUUAACGUAGAAGUGAUAGAAGGAAAGGAUCUCGUGCCCAAAGAUCCGAGCGGCCUGAGCGACCCCUUCGUCACGAUAUACUUAAUGUCAAACACUUCCCACAGAUAUAACACGUCAGUUAAAUCAGGCACACUGAAUCCCGUGUGGGAGGAGCAUUUUUCAUUACCAAUGCCGGGCAGUCUUCAGGAGGAUUCGCUUUGUUUAGAAGUUUGGGACUUUGACCCCGCGGAGACGGUUAAAGAGAAAAUGACGAAGAUAUUUGAAGUCAAAGGUGUGAAGGGCCUCCGAAAGCUGAUGAAGGAAAUAGCGAUCACAGCUUCUACUGGCAAACACGACAAUGAGCUCAUCGGUACCGCCAAUAUACCUCUGAAAUCCAUUCCAGCCGGUGGUAUGGUGAUGUGGUUGAAUCUGAGCAAGAAGAGUAAGUUGAGACGGCAAGGAGUCGUGAAGGUCCGGUUUAAUUUCUCAUCGGAGAAGAACUCUCAAGUAGCUGCCCAGGAACAUCGGCAUCUGUUGAGGAUUCUGUUACUCCAUGAAUUAGAGAGCUCAAAGGUGGCUCCCUAUUGGUGGUGUGGGAACUUCAGCGCUGCCGCGGAAGGUGUCCUCACGCAGCACGCCGCCCAGAGUGGCUUGACCCCUUUGGAAGACCGUCUUUCUCAGUGGGUCGUAUUCUGUUCUAUUACCCCUGACCACCCGCUAAGCUUCGCCCUCUUCACCAGCUUACUGGACAAGCUGGCUAAGCCGCUGCAGUCCGGUCUAGUUAACGAAGAGGAUCGAAGGCUUUUUUGGGACGGAGCGAAGAAAUUGUUGCCAACGUGUUACAGUCACGUGAGGAAGUUGAGGAAGAAGACGGCUGGCGAUAAGACUGUGAUGAAGACGCUGAGAGAGGUCCUCAGGAUACUUCACAAGCUGUCCGUGAUGGAUGCACCGGAAUCUAUAGAUCUGUUCCCCGCAAGCCUCUACGGCUGGCUGAGGAAUGAUGCCAAGCUGACCAUACAUGAAGUGCUGAACCAGGCCGCCAUACAGGGCGCGUCGGACUGGUUCGUGCACAUACUGGAUAACAAUGAAUGUAAAGACAAAACCGAAGAGUCCAGGUUGCAGCACUUGAUAAGGGUCAUACAGCUGGUUAGAUCUGAUCUGCAAAGGGCUGUGGAAUAUUUCGACAGAGUUUUCGUUGAAGUCAUGAGUUUUCCGUACUCGAAGGUGUUGUACGGCGUGUAUGAGGAUAAGAUAGCUUCGUUGGUGGAACCGGAAGUGAUUCAGGUCUGCAAGAGCAUGAAGCGCUUGAGGUACAGCGAGGGUUCCACGAACAGUGUUUUUCUGGCAGGAGGUUUGAAUGGCGCGACUGGUAUGGGGGGGACCGAGGUCGGCUCCGAGCCGUUAGCCAUGGGCACCACACUGUUUGAACUUUAUCUCGCACUGCAGAGGUUCUUAACGUUGGGUCAAGGUCUCAAUGAGAUUGAUUGGCAGAACUACUCUAUAUCCAAAUUCCAUUCCUGGUUCUACGGCGGUGUGGCCCAAUGGCUGGACAUAGCGGCAUAUAAGGCUCUAACUCGUAUAGAGAAGGCCAUUGAACUAGAUAAUUUGGCGCCAGUUGACGCUAACGUCAAAUACAGCAGUUCCGGUGUUGAUACGCUCGCUAUAUUCUAUCAGAUCAAGAUAUUCUGGCAGCAGCUAGCCUGGCCGGAUGUCGAAGGAUGUUACGCAUUCGUGGCAAAGAUUAUAGAUGACAUCUGCCGUUGCUGCGUGUUCUUCGCGGAGCGGAUGUCCAGCCGCGUGGAGGGCGCGGGGUCAGUGACAUCGGUGUACGAGGAGCGUUUCGAGGUCACCACAGAGUGGUGCGUCGCCAUUAAUAAUAUAGACUACGUGCGGCAGAGCCUUACACCGUUUGUCGCUGAACUGGGUAUGGACGACAUCAUCAACAGGAUGUGCGAGGCCAGAACACCCUUAGAGGCCCAGAGAUGCAAGGAAACCUUACAGAACGUUCUCGCUAACGCCAUUGAUACAGUCAAAAAUAAAAUUGCUGAACUUUUAGAAGUUAUGAUCAAGAAGAUGAUGCCGUCUAUAACCAGGUUCCUGGUCGAGGGAGCUGAACUCCUUCAUCAGGACUGUUCCAGCAUGGAUCGCGUCAUGAGGUACCUGGAGGAUAACUUGGAUACAUUGUACCAUCACCUCAAUAACGAAAACUUCUCAAGAACCCUGGAUAUCGUGUGGGAACAGCUGGGGGAGGUUUUGUACGAACUGAUACAAGCUAACCUCGAGCACCGAAGGGCAAAGAUAGGUCGGUAUAUCGACCCCAGGAGGCUCACAAAAUCCGCCGCAGCGGUUAUGGAUGCGAAACGCCGCCCGCCAGCGUUCUUCCACAAUCUCCACGAAUGUCUCAAAAUCAUGGUGAGAUCCUUCCGUCAGGAUAAUAAAGAGACAUUCACGUCUGAGACUCUGAAGAGAGUGGAGUAUUUACUGAAACUCCACGGCAUGGAGACGAGGGAGCUGAUACACCAGUACCACCUCGAGAGGUGGCAGGAACAACAAUCUAUCACUGACCCGAAGAUGGGCCUGCUGACAAUCAGGGCUCAGUUCGUAGAAGAUAAUCUGAAAAUCGAGAUCAUGAACGCUAGGAAUUUAAUGCCGACCGACUCCAACGGUCUAUGCGAUUCAUACGUCCGAGUGGGACUGCUUCCUGAAGACACAUUCGCUAACGUUGAGAAACCGAAGACACAAACUCACAGCAAGAAUCUGUUUCCAUUGUACGACGAAAUGUUCCUCAUUCAACUGAGCCCGUCCCAGGUGAACACUACCAACGGUCUCAUCCACCUGGUCAUAAAGGACAAAGACAUGUUCAGCGUCAGCAACACGUUCGUGGGCGAGGCUUACUUACACUUCAGUGAAGUGGUUCAUACUAAUGCCCCUAUAUCGAGCCUGCCGCAACAACACCUCCCGCUCUCCAGGCCAGCCAAUAUAGACGGCGACGCUAUCAAGGCGUUAGAGUCCAGACAAGGGGAUAAACAGGCACGGGAGUUCCUCAAGAAGCAAAGACAGAAGAUGCCAAGCAAACAGUUCUUCUCGUUAGGAUGACUUUGAAGAUAUUUUAAUAACGAGAAUUGGUUGAAACUAAAAAAUUGUACAAAGGACCCGAAUACUCCUAUAAUAUGUGAUUUUUUGUGUGAAAUGUGACGAAUCGAGCGCCACACUGUAUAUAUUUACGUAGGAAUCGGCAAUAAAUGAGCUUAGUUUGUUUUUGAUGUCAGUUGGAAUCUCUGAUGCAUAACGUCGUAGGAAUUUUAGGAUCUCAAAACAUUUAAUGUUAUGUGUCAGAAAUGUAUGGAAUUUCUAUUUAAAAACGCUUACAUAGGAGCUUGUUAGGUUUUGUUAGUAAUUUAUUAUAAGCCCAAAAAAAAUAUCAUUAUUUAAUACAUAAUAUAUAUAUAUACUUAUAUUCCUCGUUUAGGGUAAUUAGUUGCUGUAUUCUGUGAUAAACAUGUGUGCCUUGAUCUUUUGUAUACGGUUUUUUAGGCUGUUGUUUGAUUUUUUUUUUCAUUUUUUAUCUGUCUCAGGUCCAAACAGAAAUUUAAAUGUUAUAUAAUUUAUUCAUUAAAAUAAAGAUGUUUUGAAUUCA
Danaus plexippus (monarch butterfly) is the source of this 5178-nucleotide messenger RNA. It is a transcript of the gene stac, whose product is annotated as protein unc-13 homolog 4B. NCBI's taxonomy places the organism in Eukaryota, Metazoa, Arthropoda, Insecta, Lepidoptera, Nymphalidae. Bases 249 to 4637 code for a protein of 1462 amino acids. The transcript has 19 exons. The record is from RefSeq and is a predicted model, not a curated record.